Messenger RNA from Cajanus cajan (pigeon pea), 2376 nucleotides. Its product is annotated as G-type lectin S-receptor-like serine/threonine-protein kinase At4g27290. Gene Ontology annotation, biological process: recognition of pollen; protein phosphorylation. Gene Ontology annotation, molecular function: ATP binding; protein serine/threonine kinase activity. Gene Ontology annotation, cellular component: plasma membrane. The record is from RefSeq and is a predicted model, not a curated record. NCBI's taxonomy places the organism in Eukaryota, Viridiplantae, Streptophyta, Magnoliopsida, Fabales, Fabaceae.
UAUUAUGCUUGUUGUUGCCAUUACCAAGCUAAUUUUUUUCUUCUCUAGAUUUUCAGCUGCAACCGAUACUAUUACCCAGUUUAAGUCACUUGAAGAUAACACAACCUUGGUUUCCGAAAAUGGAACCUUCGAGUUGGGUUUCUUCACCCCAGGUAGUAGUUCUCCAAACCGCUACCUAGGAAUCUGGUACAAAACCAUACCAGUCAAAACCGUGGUUUGGGUUGCGAACCGCGAAACUCCAAUCAAAGACAACUCCACCAAGCUGAGCAUAACCACACAAGGCAACCUCGUACUUCUAAACGAGAACAACAACAAAGUUAUUUGGUCAACAAACACAACAACAACAACAAAAGCGAUCCUUGUCGUGGCACAGUUGUUGGACUCAGGCAACUUUGUCCUACGAGAUGAGAAAGACACGAACCCUGAAAACUACUUGUGGCAAAGCUUUGACCACCCUUCAGACACAAUUCUACCUGGAAUGAAACUAGGGUGGGAUUCAAAAACAGGCCUUAAUAGACGCGUAGCAGCUUGGAAAAACUGGGAUGACCCUUCUCCUGGGGAUUUCACAUGGGCUAUUGCACUUACCAGUUAUCCAGAAGAGGUUAUGUGGAAGGGCCCAAAAGAGUUCUAUAGAAGCGGUCCAAUGAAGGUCUUUGCCUAUAGAUUCAACGGUUCUUUUCCCUACAAUUCAGUAAUAAACUACACGCUUGUCACCAACAAGGAACAAGUUUACCUUUCAUAUAGCAUGAACGAUAAGUCGGUGGUUUCAAGAAUUGUAAUGAAUCAAUCGCUUUAUGUUCGUCAACGCUUGACGUGGAUCAAUGAUAGUAAAGCGUGGAGGGUGUCUUCACAGUUGCCAGGUGAUGCAUGCGACAACUAUAAUAUUUGUGGCGCGUUUGGAAUUUGUGUUGCUGGUGCGUGCAAGUGUUUGGAUGGGUUCAGGCCCAAAUCGGUGCAGAAUUGGACCAAGAUGAACUGGGAUCAGGGUUGCGUGCAUAACCAAACUUGGAGGUGUUGGGAAAAGAAUAAGGAUGGUUUUCACAAAUUCAGUAAAAUGAAGGCACCAGAUACUAAGUUGUCGUGGGUUAAUGAAAGUAUGACGCUUGAGGAGUGUAGGGUGAAAUGUUGGGAAAAUUGUUCAUGCACGGCUUAUGCGAAUUCAGACAUUGGUGAAGGAGGUAGUGGCUGUGUGAUUUGGUUCGGUGAUUUGUUGGAUUUAAGAGUGAAUGAAGAUGGUGGACAAGAUGUGUAUGUUAGAUGGGCAGUGUCUGAAACAGGUGUAGAAGAUAAAUCCAAGAAAAAGGUGGUUGUUAUCACAAGCACAAUUUCUGCUAUUGUUGUUAUGCUAUUAGUUUUCAUAUUCAUUUGUCGGAGCAACAAUACAAAAAUCAAAGAUAUUAUCACUUGGAUAAAAGAAAACAACAAUGAAAGGAAGCAAGAGGACUUUGAGCUACCUUUGUUUGACCUUGCCUCCAUAGAACAUGCCACGGAUCACUUCUCACAUCACAAUAAGCUCGGUGAAGGUGGCUUUGGUCCCGUAUAUAAGGGAACACUACACGAUGGACUAGAGAUUGCUGUUAAGAGACUUUUACAAACAUCACAACAAGGAUCAAAAGAAUUUAAGAAUGAGGUUAUGUUAUGUGCCAAACUUCAACACAGAAAUCUUGUUAAAGUGCUUGGAUGUUGCAUUCAAGAAAAUGAGAAAUUGCUCGUCUAUGAAUUUAUGGCUAAUAAAAGCUUAGACUUCUUUCUUUUCGAUUCAAGUCAAAGUAAACUUCUUGAUUGGCCUAAGCGUUUUAGCGUUGCAAAUGGAAUUGCCCGGGGAUUACUUUAUCUUCAUCAAGACUCAAGACUAAGGAUCAUACACAGGGAUCUUAAGGCAAGUAAUGUUUUACUAGAUAAUGAAAUGAAUCCAAAAAUUUCAGAUUUUGGGUUGGCUCGAAUGUGUAGAGGAGAUCAAACUGAAGGAAAUACAAACAGAGUAGUUGGAACAUAUGGUUAUAUGGCACCUGAAUAUGCUUUUGCUGGAAUAUUUUCCAUCAAAUCAGAUGUUUUUAGCUUUGGCGUAUUAUUACUUGAGAUAGUAAGUGGCAAGAAAAAUACAGGGCUUUCCUAUCCAAAUAGUUACAGUAAUCUUAUCAGACAAAGGAUUCAUGCAUUCUAUCUGAAGCCUUGCGUUGCAUUCAUAUUGGUCUUUUGUGUGUGCAACAUCAUCCAAAUGAUAGGCCAAACAUGGCAUCUGUGGUUGCUUUAUUAAGUUGCGAGAACGCAUUGCCUCCACCAAAGGAUCCUAGUUACUUAAUAGAAGAAACCUCAACUGAAAGCGAAUUUUAUUCUAAGAAUUUGACAUCCUUGUCAAAUAAUGAUGUCACUAUU